AUGGAUGUCAAAAAUCCCUUCCUUAAUGGUGAUUUAAGUGAAGAAGUUUAUAUGCAACCUUCUCCUAGCCUCUCUAUUGAAUCAAAUAAGGUUUGUCACAUUCGACGUGAUCUUUAUGGCCUUAAGCAAGCUCCAAGAGCUUGGCUUGUCAAGUUCAAAUCCACCAUCUUUCACUUGGGUUACACUGCCAAUUAUACUUUUGAAGUGAGAGAGCUCGACAAAGGAGUGAUGUUCUCAAAAGACAACAUUGUAGGAGAUAUUCUAGCUGGACUCACUGAUAGCAGGACUGUUGAUACUUCAGUUGAACUUAAUGUGAGCCAAUAUCUGUCUGUUCCACGAUCGACUCACUAUGCUGCUGUUCUAUGCAUUCUGCAAUACUUGAAGGAAUUUGUUGCCAGCAGCAACAACUCAAACCCUGGCGGUCCAACAAUUCGUGAAGAAAGAAAACAUUCAACAAAAGAGUCAGCUUCCAUUGCUUCACUUUUUCCACCCAAUAACUCUGACACUGAUGAUAGUUCAGAAUCCAAUGAAACACCUCCGAGAUUUUCUCAUUAUUCCAAUUCCAUAAUGGAAAUUUUCUCACCAGCCAGGUCUAGUGAUUCCGAAAAUUAUUUAGAAAUAAUAAUUCCAAAUUCUUCAAUUCCACACUUCUUUCCACUCCCUAAUGGACCAACAACAAGUCUUUCCAUUCCAAUAAUCUUCCCACCCACCAUUUCUGAAACUCAGACAGAAGAUGGUUGCUCAAAAUCUAACAAAACACCUCGUGCAGAAACACAACUCUCUUAUUCCGUAGUUCCACUCUUACCACCAGCCAAGUCUCAAACAGACAACAGAAAUUCUGAAAAUUAUGAAAUAAUUCCCACCGAUCCUUCCAUAUCAACAGGUCCUAGACGCACAAUCGGAACAGCAAUCUUCAAUCACUUGACUGAGUUUCUUAAGCUGAAGAGCAGUAACAGUCCAAAAUUCACUCAUCCCAAAAAAAAUUCCAUACUGUCAUUCUUUUCCGCAGCCAAAGACUUGAUCGAAAUUAUUGAAAGGAAACAAUUUCCUUUGCAAAUGCUACUUAAAGCCACUAACAACUUCUCAGAAGAUCACAAGAUUGGGAAAGGUUGCUUUGGCUCAGUUUACCGUGCCACUUUAGAUGGUGGCCAAGAAGUGGCUAUUAAGCGCCAGGGCAGUGCUCGUGCCUUCCUAAUUGAAUUGAAAGCAUUGUUCCACCUCAAUCACAAGAAUGUUGCUUGCUUAGUAGGAUUUUGUGAGGAUGGUAAUGAGUACGCAUUGGUAUACGAGUACAUGAAAAAUGGUACCCUUCAUGACCAUCUUCAUGAGCUUCAAAGUACUCCUCUAAUGUCAUCAUGGACUGCCCGGAUUAAAGUGGCACUAGACAUAGCCAGAGGCAUUGAGUAUCUACAUGUGUAUGCAGUACCACAAAUCAUACACCGCAAUAUCAAGACGUCUAACAUAUUAUUAGAUGCUACGUGGACUGCCAAAGUGUUUGAUUUCUGCCUGUCUGAGAAGGCCCCCAUGGACUUCAAGUCACACCAUUUGGAUUGUGUGGCUGGCACCAUUGGUUACAUGGACCCCGAGUACUUUAGUCUUCGGCAGUUGACAACCAAAAUUGAUGUAUACAGCUUUGGAGUUGUAUUGCUAGAAAUGUUGUCUGGGUACAAGGCACUUCAUAAAAAUGAAAAUGGUGAGCAAAGGCUUAUAGUUGAUUUUAUAGUGCCAUUCAUUGCCCAAGAUCAAAUUCACAGGGUCUUGGACCCAAGAGUACCACCACCUACCCCAGUUGAAAGAAAGGCAGUGGCACAUGUUGGGUCUCUAGCAGUGGCUUGUAUUAUGGAGACAGUAAAUCAAGAGAGACUGGUAGAAUACCUAGAAGAGCUGCAGCUCAAAGAGGAUACAAACAACUGUUAUGCUGCUGCUCUGGGAGGAGAAACAUUAACUCAGAACCCACAUCUAGAAAGGCAGUGA
Quercus lobata is the source of this 1974-nucleotide messenger RNA. RefSeq names its product serine/threonine-protein kinase PBS1-like. Gene Ontology annotation, molecular function: ATP binding; protein kinase activity. The record is from RefSeq and is a predicted model, not a curated record. Gene Ontology annotation, biological process: protein phosphorylation. Lineage: Eukaryota; Viridiplantae; Streptophyta; Magnoliopsida; Fagales; Fagaceae. The coding region runs from base 1 to 1974 and encodes 657 amino acids. The transcript is spliced from 5 exons.